AAUGUUGGAGGAAGGCAUCAUCGUCGUGUAUAGGAUCAUACUAGUGUGUCUUGUCUUUGUUAAAGCUCAUGUAUUUUUGUGGAGCAUACGUUUGUUUUUGGGUUUGUUCUUAAAAGCCUUCUAUUUUAGGGUUCUGGGAAGACAGAUUUCUGAUAGAUUUGGAAAAGGAAAACGAAGGAGAAAUGGAUGAUGAGUAUGCCAAGUUUGUGAGGCGGAUGAACCCACCAAGAGUUGUGAUUGACAAUGAUUCUUGUGAGGAUGCUACUAUUAUCCAGGUUGACAGUGUCAACAAACAUGGAAUUUUACUAGAUGUUGUCCAAGUGCUUGCAGAUGUGAACCUUGUAAUAACAAAAGCUUAUAUCUCAUCUGAUGGGUUAUGGUUUAUGGAUGUGUUCAACGUGAUAGACCGUGAUGGCAAAAAAAUCAGAGACAAGGACAUUAUCAACUAUAUACAAAUCAGACUUGAAAGCAAUGCCAGCUUUGUGCCGUCUAUGACAGAUUCUGUUGGCCUAACGCCCUCAGAAGAGCAUACCUUAAUUGAGCUCAGUGGUACUGAUAGAACGGGUCUAUUGUCUGAAGUGUGUGCCGUUCUUGCAGACCUUCACUGUAAUGUGGUAAAUGCUGAGAUAUGGACACACAAUGCCAGAGCUGCAGCUGUAGUUCAUGUCACAGAUGAUACCACUGGUUGUGCAAUUAAAGACCCAAACCGCCUCGCAUCAAUAAAGGAGCUGCUUUGCUAUGUCCUUAGAGGAAACUACGAGUCGAAGGCUGCUAAAAUGACACUCGCAACCUCUGGAGUUACAAAUAGAGAUAGGAGACUGCAUCAGAUUAUGUUCGCUGACAGAGAUUAUGAGAGGGUUGGAAGAGCUGAAUUGGGCAGAGUUGAGGAUAAGGGCUUAAGACCUCAAGUAACUGCCUUUUAUUGCAGUCAGAAAGAUUAUACUGUCAUUACUAUGAGGGCAAAAGAUCGACCAAAAUUGCUGUUUGACAUCAUCUGCACUUUAACGGACAUGCAGUAUGUGGUAUUCCAUGGAAUGGUUGAUACAGGGACGACGGAAGCUUAUCAGGAGUUUUAUAUUCGACACGUUGAUGGAGUUCCUAUAAGCUCAGAAGCUGAGCGAGAACGUGUUGUACAGUGUCUUGAAGCAGCCAUUGAAAGGCGGGUAUGUGAGGGGCUUGAACUACAACUGUGCACCGAUGACCGGGUUGGACUUCUCUCAGAUAUUACUCGGAUAUUCAGGGAGAACAGUUUGUCUAUCAAACGAGCAGAAAUUUCAACCAAAGGCAGAAAAGCUUUGGACACUUUUUAUGUCACAGACGUGACAGGAAACCCAGUUGAUCCCAAGAUGAUUGAUUCAGUUCGCAGGGAGAUUGGCCAGACCAUACUGCAGGUGAUAUGCAGUUCUACCCCUCAACCACCAAAGUCCCCGCAAGGGACAACAAUGGGGUAUCUCUUUGGAAACUUGUUCAAAGCUCGAAAUUUACAGAAUCUUAAAUUGAUCAGAUCCUACUCUUAGUUUCUCCUUAGAACUAGAAACUGUAAAAAGGUUACCCAUGCUUCAAGUCUGUAUAUUGAAGUAUAUAGGGAUUAAGAAACUAGGCAUGCCGCCAUCCUAAACCCUGCGCAGCUGACUGGUGGUUACUAGUGUCUAGAAGAGUAGAAGAAACCCAAACACCAAUCUACACUGUGAAGCUAGUGAUUGGAUUUGUAUAUAGAGUACCUAUGUAAAUGAUUGUAUAUUAUAUCGUACAUAGUCAUGUACA
Molecule: messenger RNA, 1764 nt
Organism: Argentina anserina (silverweed cinquefoil)
Lineage: Eukaryota; Viridiplantae; Streptophyta; Magnoliopsida; Rosales; Rosaceae
Product: ACT domain-containing protein ACR6
Exons: 7
Coding region: 183-1517 (444 amino acids)
Source: RefSeq, a predicted model, not a curated record